Molecule: messenger RNA, 1179 nt
Organism: Drosophila rhopaloa
Lineage: Eukaryota; Metazoa; Arthropoda; Insecta; Diptera; Drosophilidae
Gene: SamDC
Product: S-adenosylmethionine decarboxylase proenzyme
Exons: 7
Coding region: 32-1075 (347 amino acids)
Biological process (GO): spermine biosynthetic process; spermidine biosynthetic process
Cellular component (GO): cytosol
Molecular function (GO): adenosylmethionine decarboxylase activity
Source: RefSeq, a predicted model, not a curated record
UUAUCAGAUCCAUUUGUUAUUGUCAAGCAGCAUGUUGGAAAACGGUGAACAUUUUUUUGAGGGCGUUGAGAAACUCCUCGAAAUUUGGUUCGAGGAAAGCUCCAAUAGCGAGAACGAUUUGCGAAACAUUAGCAGAUCUGAUUGGGAGAAUGUUCUUAGCAAUGUCAACUGUGAAAUAAUCAGCACUUCCAAAAAUGAUGCCAUUGAUGCUUUUGUAUUGAGCGAGAGUAGUAUGUUUGUUUCCAAGCGAAGAUGGAUUCUUAAAACUUGUGGAACAACUACUCCUCUUAAAUGCUUAAGUCUUUUGUUGAAAUUGGCGGAGGAUAACGGAUUCGAAGUAGUCGCUGACUUGUUCUACUCGCGAAAGAAUUUCACUAGACCGGAAGCACAGAUAACUCCACAUCAGGGGUUUACAGAAGAAGUUACUUAUUUGGACUCUAUUUUUCCAAAUGGAAGAUCCUACUGUCUGGGUUCCAUGAACUUAGAGUGUUGGUAUCUCUAUACUUUUAGUCGUUCUGAUAUCAAAAUUUCUCCCCAACACAUAACGGAUGAGAAAGGAAUCGACUCUGAUCCAGAUCAAACCAUUGAAAUCCUUAUGCAAGAUCUAGAUCCCGAAACCAUGUCGAUCUUUUACAAAAAUAAAUUUGAUAAUGCUAAUGGGGCUACUGUGAAAUCUGGAAUCGAUACCAUUUUGCCGAGCAUGCACAUUGAUGAUUUUCUUUUUGAUCCAUGUGGAUAUUCCAUGAAUGGAAUUAAUAACAAGGGAGAGUACAUGACAAUUCACAUCACUCCCGAAAAUCAGUUUUCAUAUGUGAGCUUUGAAACCAAUGUUGCGUUGAGUAACUAUAGGAAACUUAUUAAUCAAGUUAUCAACACUUUCAAGCCGGGAAAAUUUAUUGUGACUAUUUUUGCUAAUAAGUGCUCUCUGGCUUACGAAACUAUGAAGGAGUUGGAAGUAGAAUACUCUAAAGGAUCGCAUUGGAAACGAACGGAUAUGCAAUGCUGCAAUUUUCCGUCUUACAACCUUCUUUUUGCACAAUAUUCUUUUAAUGAAAAAAAUGGUGAUAAUUUAUGAAAUUCAAAUUCCAACAAUAAUUGUGAUUGUUUUACGCAUGUGUAACCAAACCUCUUGUUCGUUUGUUAACAAUUAAUUUAAAUAAAGGUCGAAUAAUGAACAUA